Messenger RNA from Hylaeus volcanicus, 1792 nucleotides. RefSeq names its product ribosome biogenesis protein NOP53. The transcript has 3 exons. Gene Ontology annotation, biological process: rRNA processing; ribosomal large subunit assembly. Gene Ontology annotation, molecular function: 5S rRNA binding. The record is from RefSeq and is a predicted model, not a curated record. Gene Ontology annotation, cellular component: nucleolus. Bases 241 to 1554 code for a protein of 437 amino acids. Lineage: Eukaryota; Metazoa; Arthropoda; Insecta; Hymenoptera; Colletidae.
AAUCACCUCCCGAACCACCCCUUUCAAGGUGUUACAACAUUUUUGGGACACCCUGUAUAGGGACACAAAUAUCAAAGGUUUCGACGAGAGUUUUGACUCUGUUAAACCACUGUAGUUUCAGGUAUAAAUUCACCAAUUACGAGGCAGUAAAUAAAAACUCUAAUUUUGACUUGAAAAUCACGUUUUUCGUCGAAAACAACCAAGUACAGUAAGUGAUACUAUUCUACCGAUUAAAGCAAAAUGACCAAGAAACGAAAAGUGUCUAAAAAGACAAAAAAAUCAUGGCGCAAACAUGUAGAUAUGAAAGAUGUUGACAAAUUCUUAGAUGAUUCUCGAUUAGAAGAGAGGUUAGGUUCUUUCUCUACUCGUAAAAAUUCCGAUUUAUUUACCGUUUCUACGGAACCUGAGAUCCUUCCGAAAAAAGCACGUCGCGAAUUGCUGCUAUCGAAAGAGCCACGAUGUUUCAAUAUCUUGAAACCUCAUACAUCCGUCCCUGAUCCGAUAACAAAAAGAAAUCGUGUAAAAACUAAAGAUGAAAGGAAAAAUUCUCUAGUUUUGCGAAAAGAAGCUCUCAGGAAGUCUCAAGGUAUUUUAAAAUUGAAAGAAAAAAUACGUAUAAAAAAUAAGAGCAUCGCAGCACUAAAAAGAUUAAGUAGGCCCAAGAGAGGAGAGUUCAACAGUGAUGUCUGGAAAGAAAAAUUUGGAAAAGAAAUCGAUACAGAUUGGAUGUCUUCAGGUACUGUAAAACAUACGCUAUCUCAUUUUGGAAUGAAGAAGAAGAAAUUGCCUACUUCCUUACAUAAGAAACAGUCUGUGAUACCAGCAAUUGAAGCACCACAUCCAGGAACAUCUUACAACCCUUCGUUUGAAGAUCAUCAAAACUUAUUGCAAGAGAUUGCAAAAAAAGAAAUGGAAUUAAUAAAGGAGGAAAAACAUUUGGAAAGGGUUACCUCAAAGAUGUUUAAAAAGGUUUCACCAGAGGAAAAAGAAAAAGCUUUCAUGAAAGAAAUGUCAGUAGGUCUCAAACCAGAAGAAAAUGAUGAAUCUAUCAUAGAUGAUGAUCCAGAAGUGAAAUCUAUAAACCCACCAGUAGAAAACCGAAAAAAGACACUUGUACAGAGACGUAAACAGAAAGAACAAAAGGAGUUAGCUCACAAGAUUCAGCGAGAAAAAUUGGAGAAGAGAAAACUCUCUGAUAUUUACAAAUUAAGACUAUUAGAUAAGCAAUUAUCUACUAAAGAGAAAAAGGCAAAGAUGCUCAGAGAAAAGAGGUUGAAAAAGAAAGCACUGAAAGCAAUGGGUACUAAAACCCUUAGUAAAGUUAAAUUUGAACCAUUAAACCCUGAUUUCAAGUUAACAGAAGAAUUGACUGGAAAUUUGCGGAAUUCUGAACCAGUUGGUAAUUUAUUGAAAGACCGAUUCAAAUCACUUCAACAGAGGAAUAUUGUUGCUCCUUCUACUAUUAAACUAAAACGAGACAAAGCUAAAGUAAAACGAUUUAUAAAACCAGAUCACAAAAUUGAUAUGAAACAGGUCAAAAAUACGAAAGUGUAACUUUCAUUAAGUAAUGUACAUAGACUAAAUAAUAAUUUUAUUUAAGUAUAAAUCGUGAGGAUAUCUAUUUAUACAGAAGUUAUAAAUGCCAAGAAUUUGUUAUAGAAUAUAUGGGAUGAAGUUUACAAACUUCUUUAAGCAAGUAAAUUUCAAAACGAAAUAAUUAUUUAGGAAAUAAUUUUGUAUAAUAUUUAAAAAAAUAAUAAAGUUAUGUAUACAAAUGUUUCCUUCCUAAUAA